AUGACACUUUCCAGAGACGAACUUAUUGAAAAGAUUGGUGGGGAAAACCAAUACAACUUCCUCGUCACAUCUUUCUGCGAGAACAUCCAACAAGACAUUGGAUUGAAAGACAUCUUCAUGAGCUUUGAUCUUGAGCUUCUUGCGGAUCGCAUGACAGCACUACUGGACAUUGUCUUGUCACAAACUUCUGACUCUGAGACUCUUGAUGACAAGGAUAGCAACAAGGUUAUCUUGGCCAACUUCAGUCUCUUUGAAGCUGGCAUGAACGCAACACAUUUCAAGUUGCUACAAGCAAACUUUGAAUCUGCUCUUCAUGACGCAUGGGUCGAUGAAGACGUGAUCCAGCAGUGCACCCAAAGGUUCGCAAAGCUACGAACGGUAUUUGAAGAAGAGGGUGCUGCUAUGGAAAAGAGCGAUAUGGCAGGACGUGUCAUGGAAGUCCGCAUGAUGGUUGCCAAGUCUGCCUAA
This is a messenger RNA of Cylindrotheca closterium, 468 nucleotides long. The record is from the annotation of a GenBank genome assembly. NCBI's taxonomy places the organism in Eukaryota, Bacillariophyta, Bacillariophyceae, Bacillariales, Bacillariaceae.